Erigeron canadensis is the source of this 721-nucleotide messenger RNA. RefSeq lists its product as uncharacterized. Lineage: Eukaryota; Viridiplantae; Streptophyta; Magnoliopsida; Asterales; Asteraceae. Gene Ontology annotation, cellular component: chloroplast. The record is from RefSeq and is a predicted model, not a curated record. The transcript is spliced from 2 exons. The coding region runs from base 42 to 689 and encodes 215 amino acids.
AAGAAGCUGCUUCUGUUUCAAAACAUAACAGAAAACAUAGCAUGAUUUCAUUGAAAGCCAUACAAACAAUUUUCACUACGACAAAACAUGACUUUUUUCAUAGAACCGAUUUCUUCAUCAAGAACAAAAACCACCGUUCAAGGAUAUUGUUCGUCAGCAAGUCAAAAGACUCUGAUACAAAUACACAGUCAUCAUCACCAGAACCCUCACCUGAAGGUGAUGCACGAAAACAAGAGCUUCUAGCAAGAAUUGCAAUGCUCCAAGCCCAAAAAGUCCGUCUUACCGAUUACUUGGAUGAACGAUCGGAAUAUCUUACAAAAUUUGCUGAAGAGGCCAAUGUCGAGUUUGACCAAGUAGGCGAAAAUGCCCUCAAAGAACUUGAAGAAGCCAGUGCCAGGAUAAUGGGGAACAUAGAAAGCCAAAUGCAAGCGUUUGAAGAAUCAGCAGAAUCAAACAAGCUGGAGAUAGAAGAAAACCAAAGGAAAAUAGAUGAGUUUGAAGUACGGUUCCAGAAUGAAGUAAAUGAAGGUCUAUUCUUCAAAAACUUGGGGCAAAGUAAGCCUGUUGAUAAAACACUGGCAAAAGAGGAAGCUGAAAAGCUCAAAGAAUUGACCAAGCAAAAUGCAGGAACGAAAACUAGAAGAAACAUUUACCUUGCAUUGAUCGGCUUGAUUAGCAUCUCUAAUUGAUUCCUUGAUCGCUCCGUCUUUGAUUGGAGGAA